Eublepharis macularius is the source of this 2146-nucleotide messenger RNA. RefSeq names its product trophoblast glycoprotein (gene TPBG). Bases 282 to 1460 code for a protein of 392 amino acids. Gene Ontology annotation, biological process: negative regulation of canonical Wnt signaling pathway. The transcript has a single exon. NCBI's taxonomy places the organism in Eukaryota, Metazoa, Chordata, Lepidosauria, Squamata, Eublepharidae. Gene Ontology annotation, cellular component: plasma membrane. The record is from RefSeq and is a predicted model, not a curated record. Gene Ontology annotation, molecular function: protein binding.
GGAGCAGCCAGCCCCAGAAGUACAAGAGGGGCAUCUCUGGCACUUGAUCUGAGUUCCCGUCCACACUCCAGUACUGUUGACAUACUAGCAAGAGUACUACUGAGGCCAGGGGUUGUGUUGUUUUCCUAUACCUAGGAGAGUUGAUUGUGCCGGGGCUUCUCUUCUGCCCCCCGCUCGAUACAGGUGCCAGUGUUGCAGUGAGUCUAAAAGGCAAGGGGCACACAGCGGCAACCGAACAGCGAGUGUGUGCCACAAAGGAGCAACUCCUGGCAGAGGCGGUGAUGCUGGGGUGCUCUUUUUGGGGCUCUGCACCCCCCACGCCUGUUGGGGAGAGGAAGAGAGCUGUGUGGCUAGAAGUGCUGCUGCUGGUGGGAGUCUUUCCCAGCUGGGUCUCGGCUCAGCUGCUUGCCCAUUGUCCUGAAGCCUGUAAUUGUUCCGAGACAGCCAGAACAGUGACAUGCAUCAACCAGAACCUGACUGAAGUGCCGCGGGACUUGCCCCGUUAUGUGCGGGAUCUCCUCCUCACAGGCAACCGCAUCAGCGGCCUCCAGCCGGACACGUUCUUCUCCCAGCCCCCUCUGGAGCUCAGUCAUCUCAGCCUGAGUGGCAAUGGCCUGGAGUGGGUGGGAGAGGACGCUUUAGCUGGCUUGCCCAGCUUGAAGCAGGUGGACCUCAGCCACAAUCUUCUUUCAUCGUUCAGCAGUGUGGCCUUUGGCAAUGCCAGCAGCCCCUUAGAGGAGCUAAACUUGAGCGACUCCCUCUAUAACUCAAGCAAUGUGACCCUCAUUGCCGAGCUGCUCCAGCAGGGGACGUUUCCCAACUUGAAGCGCCUGGAUCUGUCCGACAAUCACCUGCAUUUCCUGCCUGCAGAGAUGUUCUCCUCUCUGCCCAACCUGCAGCACCUGAACCUGCACAACUCCUCCCUAGUAGGUUUGUAUAAUGUGGACUUCUCGAACCUCCGCCAGCUGCAGAGCCUCAACCUCAGUGACAACUCCCUCAAGUGCCUGAGGAAUAGCACCAUCUUCCAGCUCCGUAGGCUUCCCCAACUCAGUAGUCUCGACCUCAGCCGCAACACUUGGGUCUGUGACUGCCAGAUUGAGGACUUGGUGAACUGGCUUAAGGAAAGCAACCUAGUGGUGGCCAAAGGAACGCUCAAGUGCUCUUAUCCAAAUGAGAUGUGGGGCAGGCCCUUAGUGACUCUCAGCUUCUCAGACCUGGACUGUCCUGUGUCAGCAGGUGACCAAACUCAGCUACAGACUUCUUACGUCUUCCUUGGGAUAGUGUUGGCUCUCAUUGGAGCUAUUUUCCUGCUUGUUUUGUACUUGAACCGAAAAGGGAUUAAAAAGUGGAUGUACAAUAUCAGGGAUGCCUGUAGAGACCACAUGGAAGGAUAUCACUACAGGUAUGAGAUCAACGCCGAUCCCAGGCUAACAAACCUCAGCUCCAAUUCCGAUGUCUGAAGAAGCCCUGUGGGGGAAGCAGGCCAAGCGCACAAAUAGCUAUGCAUGAAGUGUAGACUUUAGCUAUAUUUUCCCCUCCCUAUGCUUGCUGCCCUUUUGCACACACCCAUAGAGACUUCACAGACUCAUUUGUGCCCAGCAGAGAAUGAUGCCAUAUAUCCAGAGUUCACAGCUUUUUGUUUUUCUUGCCCCAGUCAAUUGUGCAUGGUACUGGGCUGAAUGUAGGAAACCUGCUGCUAUCUGCUGCUUGUUUUGCUUUUCAGUUCACUAUGAGCCCUUGCUUGCCAAGAUCUCUCAGCAUCUAAACAGAAAAGGAACGUUGUGGUUUGUUUGUUUGCUUUCCUUGUGAGAGUAUAUUUUUUAACAAGCACCAUUCAACAAAGGCUGCCUCAGCUUUUUGGGGGAGAAAUGUUUUGUCCACUGGUACUUUUUUAAAUGCAUCUGAAUUGUAAAGAAUUCCAUAGACUAUAUGCAUACUUAGAACACUCAAUUUAAAACAUUCUCUGUACAUAUAAGCAAAUAAAAGAAUGAGCAUGCAUAAAUUUGAUUAUGUCACAUAGUUUGGGAAAAAUUGAAAACCUCAGUAGGGCUGUUGUUGUUUGUAAAGGGUACAGGAUUUUUUAAAGGAAAAAUCCAACAUAAACUGCACAUGGAGCUGAGUUUGAAAUGUUAAAUCAUUCAAUAAA